This is a messenger RNA of Thunnus maccoyii (southern bluefin tuna), 2424 nucleotides long. RefSeq names its product hydroxycarboxylic acid receptor 2-like. The record is from RefSeq and is a predicted model, not a curated record. Lineage: Eukaryota; Metazoa; Chordata; Actinopteri; Scombriformes; Scombridae. Gene Ontology annotation, biological process: G protein-coupled receptor signaling pathway. Bases 780 to 1841 code for a protein of 353 amino acids. Gene Ontology annotation, molecular function: G protein-coupled receptor activity. Gene Ontology annotation, cellular component: membrane. The transcript is spliced from 3 exons.
GGAAACCUUUUGUGCAACAUGCCAAAGUACAUAUGAUGAAAAGAUUUAUACAUUUGUAGUUUAUACAUACAUUUUCAAAUGCUUAUUUUCUCAGCAUUAGUUUAGUUGAUGUAGUAAAAUACUAUUUUCUUCCACUGUUUUCUAAUGUUGACUUUGGAAAAAUAGUAUAGAUUAGAUUUCGGCUGCUGUAUGACAUUUUCAUGUUUAUUUGUGAUAGAAUAUGUUUCUCUUAUAUGUUUACAGUCAUAUUUUCUUGGAAUGUGGAUUUUGAAAUCCAAAAUGUCCAAUUGUAGUGUCUCUUUAAAACUUAAAAAUAAAAAUAUACCAUAUGUCAUUGUAAUAAACAACUUUUAUUAAGACUUUACUGGUUCAGUUUGCCAUUUAAUGCCAUUUAAUAUUUUCAUUAUUAUCCAUUAAAAUGCUCCUCAGACACUUUAGCAAUAUGCUCUUGUGUCACAACGCUGACACAUAUUUUCCACAGAAUGUAUUUUUACUUGAACUGUGGAAAAGUAGAACUGCUUCAUGUACAAAUGCAAAUGUUCUCUGUUUUUCUUUUUCACACAGAUUUCAAUCUAAAUAAAUAAGGAAGAGGUUGAAAAAUAAAAGAGGCAAAUUCAUAAAGUCAUAUAGCUGUUUUUCUCAUACUUAUUCAGUCUUAUUUGUCUUUCCAAAAUUUUACACUAAAUUGAUUUGUCUUUUUUUGGAUAGACUAAAGUUAAUAACACAAUUUUAAGAUUUAAUUUGUCAAAAUAAUAUCAGAGUAUAACGAAAACUUCACCAUGACCAUUUUAAACUCCACAACUCCAACUCUUGGUGGUGGAGGCAGCGGCGGCAGCGGCUGCCCACCAGUGGAUUUUAAACUGGAGGGUACGAUCAUGUUACCAGUCCUCGCCGUCAUACUGGGGCUGCUGGGAAACAUAGUUGCUCUGUGGAUCUUUUGCUUUAAACUGAAGGCCUGGAACCCCAACAACCGGUUCCUCUUCAACCUGGUUAUCGCCGACUUCCUGGUUCUCGCAAGUCUUCCUCUCAGGAUCGAUGACUUUCUCAGAGGCCACUGGGUGUUUGGUGAUGGCUUGUGCAGGAUUAGCCUCUUCCUGAUAUUUUCCAACCGCUCGGCCAGCAUCGCACACAUGACUGUGGUGGCAAUUUAUCGCUACUUUAAGGUGGUCCACCCUCACCACUGGUUCAGCCAUAUGACUAAGAGACAGGCUGUGUACAUGUUAGUGUUUGUCUGGUUGUUGGUCAUCAGUCCUCGGGUUCCCAUUCUGGCUAACAACUUCAUCGAGGUCCGCGGCAACAGCAGCCAGUGCUUAUUUUUCACUUGUUCUUCACUCACCACCCUGGUCACCACGCACCGCAUCCUGGCAGCGCUGGAGUUCAUCAUCCCGCUGGCCAUGCUGCUGUUCUGCUCCAUCCGGAUUUCCAGCUUCCUGAGGCACCGGCAGAUGGGAAAAGCUGACAAGGUGCGCAAGGCGAUGAGGGUGUGCAACGCCAUCGUCGCCAUGUUCAUAGUGUGCUUCUUACCGACCACGGUGACGACCAUCGGGGUGUGGGUCAUCCGCUCGUAUCACCCACGGGAUUGUGCCACACUCUACACUUUCAUCCAGCUCACCAUUGUGUCUUUGUGGCUGAACUUUCUGAAUUCAGCUCUGGACCCCAUCUUAUACAUCUUCUCCAGCUCCAUGUUUAAGAAGGCACUCUGCAGCUCGCUUCCCCGUUUCCUGCACUGUGGUCAGGACGCAGGCAACGCUGAGACGACUGCAUCCUCAACUGAAAGUCAGUCAGUCAUACAGAUGGCACUGAAAUCCAUGAGGGCUGACAGAGGGAAUGAAGCCAUGUAAUAAGCCUUUCUUCCAAGACAAUGACUGGAUUAUGCAGGACUAGUAUUUUGCACUGACUUGUCUGCUUGUUUUACAUGUUUUAUCAGCUUUUUUUAUGCUGUUGAAGCUUUGUUGUACAUCUGUGAACUUUGUAAACACAUUAGCUUUUCAGUUAUCAUCAUUUAUUAAAUCCAAACUCAGUUAUACUUGUAAAUAUACUUCAAACUUCUGUGAUUGAACAAAUUACAGAUGGGUGUUUUAAUUAUAUCAAUUUAUUGAACCUUUAAAACUUUGAAUUGCCUUCAAAAAAGUUGAAGCUAUAUGAUGUGACACCAGUUUUUAAUUUAUUUCUGCAGCAUUCCAUCAAAUGGAAAUAUUAUACUUUACAGAUGUUGCUCAUUUCAAUUGAUAUGUUUACCGCAGUAAAUCCACAGCGGCAGUGAAUGAGGGUGAAAUAAUAUAUCCAAGAGUUGCUGCAGUGUGCACCAACCACCACCAGGUGGCACAUGCAGUCUAGAUGCAGUCUGUCUGUCUCUCUGUAGGGUAGUCAAUACAAAAUGGCGACCAUGCUCGGCAAGCAGACGCAAUGGGGGAACAGAAAAAC